Molecule: messenger RNA, 1212 nt
Organism: Coniosporium apollinis CBS 100218
Lineage: Eukaryota; Fungi; Ascomycota; Dothideomycetes
Exons: 3
Coding region: 1-1212 (403 amino acids)
Biological process (GO): mitochondrial L-ornithine transmembrane transport
Molecular function (GO): L-ornithine transmembrane transporter activity
Source: RefSeq, a predicted model, not a curated record
AUGACCACUCUCCCCCCCGACCUGGGUCCUGUAGAUCCCAACAGGACUCUCGGUCGUGGAGAUGGCCAACAGCGCAAGCAAAACGCAGCUACUGGAGCCUCUGCUGCAGGCAUACGAGCCUUGACUACCCAGUUCUUGACCUACUACUUCAGAGCACCCAUCAAAGCUUUCUUUCGCACCAGGGUUGACUAUACUGCCUAUGCAAGAGCAAUAAACCCGCAAAUCAAAGCCAAUACCGGCUGGUCAUGGCGAACAACCACCCCCGGCCUCCUCGCCCAUGCGGUGAAGCAGUACGGAUGGAGCUUUAUACCCAACCAAGUGCUCCCGCCUAUGCUUGCAAACGUAACAGUCGGAGCUGUACUUUACACCGCCUACCUCCAAACUCUCGGCGCUUUCCAUGCGCCUUCUGCCGAGAACGCCAAACGCGUCUAUCCUCCCGCACCGCCCUCACACACCUUCCUAGCCGGCUUCACCGCCGGCUCAAUCCAGUCCCUCAUCGCUGCCCCCCUCGAUGCGCUCCAAGUCCGCUUCCGCACCGCCGACAUGCUCGAAGGGCGGUACCGCACAAUGUGGCACUACGCGUCCGCCAAACUGCACUCAAUCGGUGUGCGUGGCAUCUUCGCCGGCUACGGCCUCUCCCUCGUGCGCGAUGCCUUCGGCUCCGGCGUCUUCUUCGCGACCUUCGAGUACAUCAAAUCGCAGGGCUACUACAACUUCGUGACGCGGUACUAUGGCCACUUCGAGCCCGUAUAUCUCUUUCAUCCCUACAAGUCCACGAUUAGCUACAACGAGGACCAGCGCGCAACGAUACGGCCGCACUAUGCGCUCGAGCCAUCUUUCUUGCUGCUUGCGGGCGUCGCGGCGAGUGUGGCGCAGCAGGGAAUCCUGUAUCCGCUGAACGAGAUCCAGAACGUGCACUAUGGCCGGCUGGAGUCGAUUGAUUAUGCGGCGAAGCUGGAGCCGCCGAGCGGGAAGAUGAUGAGGCUGUAUUAUCAUGCGUAUCAGGAGACGUUUAAGCAGUGUGAACGGCAGGCGAAGCGCGCAGGGGGGUGGCGGAGGUAUUUAUAUAGGAACUUUUGGGCGAGUACCGCGAGGCAGGUGCCGAGUACCAGCGCGGGGUUGAUUGUGUUUGAGCUUGUGAGGAGGAAGUAUGGUGGGCAAGGAGAUGAGGUACGGAUAUCAAGAGACGGGUAUGAUAUCCUGCUCAGAUGA